AGAACGCCAAUCUUGUUUCCAAACCCGUUUGAGUAUGGGCUGCGAGAUGGCUGCUAAAAUAAUUUAUGUGUCCAGCGUAAUCUACCUUUGUAUAAGCACAUGUUAUGCUGCCACCUCGGAGACUCCAAUAGAAGUAGACAUAACUACAGUAGUAGAAGGUAAAUUGGACAACAGAAUUGAGUCACGACGUCCUUUUGAAAGUAUGCUUAAAUCCACUGAUAAAUCUCAGCAAACAUUCUGUCCCGAAGUGUGUCAAAGCAGUUAUUGUAAGAACUUAGUUGGAGUGAGUAAAGACAAAUCCUGUCCAAUCAAAAAGCUGCCAGAUAGGGGAGAGCGAAUUCCCAAAAAUUGUAAGGAAAUUUUUGAAAAAGGAAAUAUUAUCUCAGGGAUAUAUGAAAUAUUACCUCACAACAAAUCCAAACCCACUAUGGUCCUGUGUGAUAUGGAGUUGCAAGGUGGUGGUUGGACCCACAUUCAAAACAGAUUUGAUGGAUCUGAAGAUUUCUACCGAAAUUGGCGCGAUUACAAAUUUGGAUUUGGAAACUUGGAAGGUGAAUUUUGGAUUGGACUCGAAACGAUAUAUUAUCUUACAGCGUUUGAAGACAUGGAGCUUUUGGUAGAAUUAACAGACAAAAAUGAUGUGAAGUAUUAUGCAAACUAUGGACGAUUUUCCAUUGGACCAGAACUGGAAGGUUAUAUCUUAAAAGCUGCCUCACCUUAUAGCGGAACUGCCGGAGAUAAUAUGGACUAUCAUCUGGGGCAAAAGUUUACCACCAAGGAUCUAGAUCAGGAUAAAUGGCCCCAGGAUAAUUGUGCAAACUUUUCAAUGGGGGGUUGGUGGUACAACAACUGCUACGCUAGCAAUCCUAAUGGACAACACCGAAAUAUGAAACACGUCGAAGAAUUAAAGCGUAAAGGUAUGAACUGGGACAAAAUUUCAUCUCCAGAUGGAUACUUUUUAUAUGGAACCCGAAUGUUAGUUAGACCAAAACAUUAGAAUUUUGUAGUUUUCUAGGCAGCAAUGGACUGAAAUAAAUUGUGUUAAGAAUAUAACGCACAUAAUGUUAAGUUAAUGUAGAAUGAAAACCUUUGUUGUAAUAAAUUUAAAAAUUAUUUGGCAAUUGGUAAUGUAGAAUGAAAACUUGUGUUGUAGUAAAUUUAAAAAUUAUUUGGCAAUUGUUAAUGUAGAAUGAAAACCUGUGUUUUAAUAAAUUUAAAAAUUAUUUGGU
Diabrotica balteata is the source of this 1229-nucleotide messenger RNA. The record is from the annotation of a GenBank genome assembly. NCBI's taxonomy places the organism in Eukaryota, Metazoa, Arthropoda, Insecta, Coleoptera, Chrysomelidae.